UAUGCUACCUCUAAUCUUUAUUGAAAGUGCUCAAAUGCCUUUGGUGAAUUGAGAAGAAUAAUGCUUCAAAAAGACUAGGGAGGGACCAGCGUUACAGGAAGGGCAACUUUGAACCUUUAUUCCGUGAAAACCAAUCAGAUGCAUUUGACAGUUUGACAUACAUACUCGUGACCAUGUGACUUCUACUUUAAAACCACUCAAAUACCAAAGAGUUCUCUCACAAAAUACAAUAUCAAGAUGCUGCUUUUAUGGGUAACACUGCUUGUUCUUCACCAAGGCUAUACGCUGGUUCCAGUGACUACAGUUCCUCUUGGUGAAUCUGCGACCUUCACGUGUGCUCUGCCUAAUAUUGAGUAUAGCUUUAAACAGCUCUACUGGUUCAAGCAAAAUGCUGGAGAGACUCUGACAUUAAUUGUGACACUGGUCGAAUUUACAAAACCUGAGUUUGCACCAGAGUUUUCUGACUCAAGAUUGGAGCUAAAACGCAAUAACAAUUUAAGCAACCUGACGAUUCGGAGGACAAACCCAGAAGAUGAAGGAAUGUAUCACUGCUUAAUCAGAGCGCGUUUUGGAAAUCCUGUAUGGAGUGGGACAUAUUUGUUACUAAAAGGAAACACUCAGAGGACUUCAAACUAUUCUGUUCAGUGGCCGACAUUAUCUGAUCCAGCUCCUGCAGGAAACUCGAUGACCCUUCAGUGUUCAGUCCUCUCUAAAUCUGAGAAUAAAACAUGUCAAGGAGACAUCAGUGUGUUCUGGUUCAGAGCUGGCUCAGAUAAAUCUCGUCCUAGCUUCAUCUACACUGAUGGAAGAAGACAAGAUGAAUGUGAGAAGUUACCGGACACUCAGAAGAGUUGCUUCUCAAAGAACUUCAACUCCGCUGAUGCCGGGACUUACUACUGUGCUGUGGCCUCAUGUGGAGAGAUAUUAUUUGGAGAUGUAACAAAACUGAAAACUGAAGAUUCCCUCUGUAAUUUACAGACUUACAACAUAUAUCUGCUGUGUGGGAUCUCGGCUAUAAGUCUGAUUGUUAUAUCCGUCCUUAUUCACGCCAUCAAGAAAAGCAAGUGUGAAUGUGACCAUAAUAAUGAUGCUGUGUCCCUGCAAGACUAUGUUGCAAAAAUGAAUGCAAAGAGAAAUGAUGACCAAUGGAUUUAUUCUACUGUGAUCUACACCGUGAUGAAAACCAGCAUUGGUGGAACGAGAGACAAAAAAGCAUCAAAGAGAGAGAGGAUCUACGCUGCCGCCAAGGCAUUUUGAAAUGUUAGCUUUUUAAAAGUGGAGUCAGAGAUUCCUUUCCCUGUCCUGUGCACAUGCAUGAGUGCCAGUUGGUGAUUUGUUGGACCAGCGUUGUACGGCUAGCCCAGGGCAGUAUACCAGAUUAUUUCUCAGCACACACAUAGAGCGGACAGCUAGAGCACCGUAAGGAGAUAUUAGCUGAUAUUUGACAUAGAGUAUUGUAUUAAUGUAAUUGAAGCGC
This is a messenger RNA of Trematomus bernacchii (emerald rockcod), 1477 nucleotides long. RefSeq lists its product as uncharacterized. The transcript is spliced from 6 exons. Bases 238 to 1257 code for a protein of 339 amino acids. Gene Ontology annotation, biological process: response to bacterium. Lineage: Eukaryota; Metazoa; Chordata; Actinopteri; Perciformes; Nototheniidae. The record is from RefSeq and is a predicted model, not a curated record.